Coregonus sp. 'balchen' is the source of this 2888-nucleotide messenger RNA. NCBI's taxonomy places the organism in Eukaryota, Metazoa, Chordata, Actinopteri, Salmoniformes, Salmonidae. The record is from the annotation of a GenBank genome assembly.
AUGAAAGUACUCAAACGUGUCCCUCUUUUAUUGGGGUGUUGGACUCUCUUAUACCUGGACUUUAUCCCAGCGUCAAUGCGCCAUACCGGGACGGCAGAGUGCGCAGCCGAGAGCGGAGGCAAGGAGCACACAGGCGGAGCAGGUGAAGGAGCCAACCCGGGAAUUGGCUCAACUGCCAGGUUGACGGUAGGAAAGUACGGAGCAGGGGGAUGGAAGUCUCUAAGUGCUGCGAGGAUCACGCGCAUUAGAACAGGACCCCCGCUGAUAAAGGGCGAGGCAGCCAAAGCGAAAGCUGUGACAUCAGUGUCAUCACCGCACGGCGUAACGGCCAGCCAUGCUCGUGGAGCUGUCAAUUUGGGGCCCAAGGAGGCUGCGCGCUAUUGGGUACCCGGCGGGGAUGCUACUAAAGCAGCAGCUGCGCCUGCUCCCGUGGCAUUGAGCAUGCAAACAGGAAAAAGCUCAGCCAGUCCUGGACAGAGCAAAGAAAACACUGUCCCCAGAGCUGGAACAUCAGCACGAACUGGACAGCAAAAAGUUGUUGAUGUGCAAAAGCACAUUGCUCGGUUGGCCCAAAGGAGUGCCAAAGAAACGGGCAAACUCAGAGGCAGACACUCUCCAAAGCUCCUAUUGGUGACGCCACAUGACUACAUGUUGUCACUGUAUUGGUCACUAUCCACAGGAGAGGUGAACACUAGUGUGCUACACGAGGCUGGCAUGGCCAACACCAUCACCAGCGUUGUGGAUAAAGGACAAGGUAAACUUUUGAUGCCACAUAAACAAUGAGUUAUACAAAAAAAGAACAGUGGUGUCUCAUAAUACACUUUUUAAAAAAUCUGCAUUACUGCUUGCAAAGUCAAAAUAAGGCUUAUAAAUUAUGGAUAAGUGGUCCAAUAAAAGUAACUUUUCACUGCUGCCAAAGAAAAUAUAAUCAUUAUAAAGAUUGAGACCAAAUUCUGAAUAUGCUUACUUAUCUUUAAUUGUCUUUAAUUGAACACAACCAAGAGACAGUGGAGCUGUAGGCAUAUGCUCAUCAAACCAACCUCUUUAUUAGACAGGUAAAGUAAAGCUAAAGUCGAAGCAAACUUGAAACUUAAGUCAAAAGGUUUCUUGGAGUUUGACAUAAUAGUUUUUUUUAAAUUCUUGGUUAUGGGUCUGUCACACUGUCAGUAGCCAUCUGCAUAGCCAUUCCCUCAGUUAUUUACAGCCUCUAAAGUGUAAACAAAUAAUGUGUUCUUUACUGGGUAAAGCUCUUUAAAACGAUGUUUAAAUGACCUUGAUUCAAUAUUUCUAGCUGCUAAAGGUUUACAUUUUAAGCACUUAAUGUACUUUUAUUUUGCCCUUUAUUUGUAUAACAGGUCCUCUGCAAAUUGUUGGUGACCUCCCCUUUGUAUGGCUAAGAAGUUGUAACUGAUCCCUUGCCAGACAUUGCAUUUUUUUCAUCUGUAAAACAGAACACACUUCUUCUUCUUCUUCUUCUUCUUCUUCUUCUUCUUCUUCUUCUUCUUCUUCUUCUUCUUCUUCUUCUUCUUCUUCUUCUUUUUCUUUUUCUUCCCCCCCACCACCUGUUUCUCCUCCUCUCCUCCUCUCCUCCUCCUUCCUCAAUUUCUCAGUUUCAUAUGUGUUUUUAUCUCUGGUUGGGCUCUUAAAUCCAGAAGUCACUCCUUUCAUUUCUCAAUAUAUUUUGUGUUGUUCAGGUGUUUUCUGGUCCACUCUUAGCAAAUGCCAUAUGACUUGGUGGUAGAUCCACUCAUAAACAGCUGCAGGUCAAUAAUAAUGGUCUGUUUACAGUUCAAUGUGGUCUGUAGUCUGAAAAUGUCUGGUUUGAAUGUACUUCCGAACGCGUACUGUGCCUGGAUGAAAACGCUGCCUUUAAUUUGUAUAUGGCCAUGCUUUCCCUCACCAAAAACAAAGAAGAACAUUACACAUAACUCUUACCUCCUGUGUCUUACCUGAGAAGCCACACUAACACGUAAAGAAACAUGUCAAUAUGAAUGAAGCCCUUGGUUCUGUUAUCUUCUUUUACAGAUGCCCUUCUUCCCCAGCUGAGAAGACAGAAGUAUUACUUCAACAUCAGUUCCCUGGAGAAGGAGGGGUUACUGGGUGCCGAGCUGCGUAUACUCAGGAAAAGACUGGCUGAUCCACACAAAGCACUUUCCACUGGCAGAGUUUUCUGCCUGAAGCUUUUCACCUGUGUAGCAGGUAAGCAGAAAGCUACACUGCUUCAAACUCGAACCAUCGAGGACCACAAUACGCCCAAAUGGGAAGUGUUUGACAUUUGGAAACUAUUUAAGAAUUUCAAGAACACCGUCCAGCUUUGCUUCGAGCUGGAGGGUUUGGAACGGGGCCGCCCCGUGGACCUCAGGGCACUGGGCUUCAGUCGCCUGGGCAGGCAGACCAAAGAGAAGGCCUUUUUCCUCAUGUUCGGGCGCACCAAGAAAAACGACUUGUUCUACAAUGAGAUCAAAGCCCGGUCGGGCCACGACAACAAGACUGUGUACGAGUAUCUGUUCACUCAGCGGCGCAUGCGCCGAGCUCCAACCACCCGCAGCAAGAAGCUGGCCAAGAACCCCAAGCCUCGUUGCCACAGGAAGCAGCUGCACGUCAACUUCAAGGAGAUGGGCUGGGACGAUUGGAUCAUCGCCCCAUUAGAGUAUGAGGCCUACCACUGCGACGGGGUGUGCGACUUCCCUAUUCGCUCGCACCUCGAGCCCACCAACCACGCCAUCAUCCAGACGCUCAUGAACUCCAUGGACCCCGACUCGACUCCGCCCACCUGCUGCGUGCCCACUCGCCUCAGCCCAAUCAGCAUCCUCUACAUUGACUCAGCCAAUAAUGUGGUCUACAAACAAUACGAGGACAUGGUGGUGGAGUCCUGUGGCUGCAGGUAG